UACCAACUCAUUUCAUACAAUCUUUUGGGGAUCAGAGGUUUCCAGCCAUGGCGGAUGAAAAACCACCAGUCGUGGCAGAGAAGACCUUGCAUCCUACCUCUAUCUUUAACAGUACCACUUCAAUAUCAAGAACAUUAAGAUCUAUCAAACCAGCCCAUUACUUAUUCAGGGUAGAAUCUGUGUCAGUGCUUCUGAACACAGAUAUUGAAAAAUAUGAAUCAGGUUCAUUUAAAGUGGGUGGCUACAGAUGGAGAUUGUGCCUCUACCCAAAUGGGAAUAAAAAAAGUGGUGGGAAAGAUCACAUCUCCCUCUAUUUGGAAAUAUCAGAUGCUCAAAAGCUUCCUGUUGGGUGGGAGGUUACUGUCAACUUCAAAUUGUUUGUGUUUAAUCAUAUACAUGAGAAGUACUUAACUGUCCAAGAUGCUGAUGGGAAGGUAAGGGACUUCAAUGUGAUGAAGUCUCGAUGUGGGUUUGCUCAGUUUCUUUCACUGGAUGUUCUCAAGGAUCCUUGUAAUGGAUACUUGAUGGAUGAUUCUUGCAUUUUCGGAGCAGAGGUUUUUGUUAUUAAAUACAGUGGCAAAGGGGAGUGUCUUUCAAUGAUAAAGGAUCCCGAUGAUGGUACUUUCACUUGGGUGAUUGAGAAUUUCUCCACACUGAAUGAGGAAGUCCUAUACUCUGAAACAUUCACUAUUAAAGAAAUCAAAUGGAAGUUGAGUCUCUACCCAGAAGGUAAUGGUAAGGCAAAGAACAAAAGCCUGUGCCUCUUUCUAGAGCUGGCUGAUUGUGAAACACUUCAUCAUCAAAGGAAAUUGUAUACGGAAUUCGAGUUGUUGAUAAAGGAUCAAUGCAAUGAUGAAAAUGUUGAACCAUCGCAUGUUAAAUCAAAUGCUAAGGUUUGGUUCUGUGACUCGAACAAAGAAUGGGGUUUUGCUGAUAUGGUCUCUCUGAGUGAUCUCAAUGACAAAUCCAAAGAUUUCCUAUUAAAUGAUAGUUUGAUAGUCGAAGCUAAGAUUUUGCUCAUGAUGCAUUCGAAGAAUAUCUAAUGAUGGAUUCAAAGAUCUAAAAUUGCAAAAGUAUGAUGUCCUUAUUCUAAAUUACAUUGUGUUUAUACCAAGGUAUGUAUUACAGUAAGUUAUAGAGAAGCGGAGAGAUAUUCCCCUGCUUUAACUCAUGUCAUGGUUUGGCUUGUUUGGUUUAAGUUGAAAUUAUAUUCCACUUCUAGUUUUCCAGUUUCAAUCUGUUAAAGUAAAUCUUUGAUUCUGAGCA
Vitis riparia (riverbank grape) is the source of this 1266-nucleotide messenger RNA. Its product is annotated as MATH domain and coiled-coil domain-containing protein At3g58260-like. The coding region runs from base 48 to 1043 and encodes 331 amino acids. The record is from RefSeq and is a predicted model, not a curated record. Gene Ontology annotation, molecular function: protein binding. Lineage: Eukaryota; Viridiplantae; Streptophyta; Magnoliopsida; Vitales; Vitaceae. The transcript is spliced from 7 exons.